AGCUGACCCUGCACUGCAGAGGUGAUGAUGGGGAGUGGAACGGGCACAGGAUUCAAAGCCCGGAGGCCCAGAUUCCAGGCCUGAGUCAUUGACAGCCGUGACCUUGAGCCAAGCAGAUCUUGAGCUCCUGGGCCCUCCUUGAGCAGGAACACGGUUCUGAACCUCCCUGGGGGGAUGUCUUGUAACUCGUCGUGGGCUGUUCCCCUGACAUCGAAUGCUCUUCUACCCUCAGCUUAGUGGACUCCUACUCAUGCGUCAAGUCCCAAAUCAAAUGUCCCUUUUUCUGUAAGAGUUUCCCCGACCUCUGCAUCGGGUGCAGAUCCUGAGCCUUGCCGGUCUGUGUUGGAGCUGCAUAGGUGCUUCCCGAUUGUCACUUGCCUGUGAGUUCUCGGAGCAGGGAUCAGAUCAAGCCCAGUUCUGCCACCAGAGAUAGGUCGUUGUCUGUGCAACAGCAAGCAGAAGAGGGCGUCCCUGACUGAGCUGGGAGCUGCAGAGUUGAGUCGGGGGGCCACAUGGCUCGUUGUGGCUGUCCUGUGUGCCUGAGCUGUGCCUGGCUGGCUGGGGACACUUUCCUGGCUGACACCUGGUAGGAGAGAGGACGACUUGUGCCUGGGUGUGCAUGUCUCAGGGUUAGGUCAGGAGCAGCUGCUCAUGGGAUGUUUUGGGGGAUACCCUGGGUCAUCUGAGAGUGGGUGGAGACCGGGUUCACACUGUUGGGAGGUCCUCUUGGGACCUACGGGAUUUUGUUGAGAAACCUGUGGGUCAGGGGAAAGGAAGGACCAACUGCCUGUUUCCCAGCUCAAAGCUCCACACGGGCUGGGCAGUCUCAGGCAAAUGGAGCCCUCGAUCUAUCUACACUGACCCUGUAGAUCCACCCUGACCCAGACCAGAGCCAGCUAGUCAAGCGCGCCCUCUGGUGGCCACCACAGGGGAGGCAGGAGCCUAUCUGCACAAAAGCAGGAUUUUCAUUUAUGGUUCCUUCAAUACAACGCGAGCAUCCUUGUGCCGGCAUGGUGCCAGGUACAUCUUAACUUUAAUUAAAAAUAUGUCCAUUAAUCAUCUGCUAAAUGAAAAUGUGUCUCCUGGGUUCUAAUAUGUGCUGGAAGGGCAGAGGGAGUACAGACAGGAAAGUAAUUCUUUACAACAGAGACAGCCCAGGCUGUGUACAUCUGGGUCACUUGGGGAACUUGGGAAUGGACCACCCCCUGGACCCCAUCCGGAUCUCCUGAAUCCAAAUGCAUAAGGAUGGGGCACAAGAAUUGGCGAUUUAUAAGUGCCUCCCUGCUCCCUCCCCCAACCCGAAUAAGUGCACGGACAGCCAGGCAUGAGAACCUGGCUGGAGAGUUGAUUACCAUGUUUGCCAUCUCAGCUGGCUGCCAGGUUAGGCAUUGCCACCCCAUUUUGCAGAUGAGAAGAUUGAGGCCAGGUGAAUGUGUUCCUUUCCCUGUUUCAAUGGGGGCAGUGGCAAGGCAGCUAACACUCCUCUGAUGUGGGAAGAGACAGACUAUCUCCUACCGACAGCUUUAUUGUUUGCUAUGAAUAGAAAAGUAGACAAGGUCACUGUGAAAUAGCACCCUUUUUUUUCAGGAAGAGAAUUAUAAGGGUAAAGUUGGUAUAUACAAAAAUCACCUGUAAUCUUAGCAUGGUUAACUCUUAGUAUGGCAGGGCUGGGAGCAGAGAAGGAGAGAGGAAAAGAAGGAGGGGAUGUAGGAGGAGGGAGAAGAGGGAUUUGUUUUGUAGCUCAGGGUCACAGUGCAAACCAGGGCCACUCCCAUCACAACCCUCUGCAGUGCUUGAUAAAAAUGCAACAUCCCCAAGACCACAGCUCAGGCUCCAGGGAAAAGAUCUGAGAAGCUGCGCACCGAACCAACAUUCCGGGAAAUUCUCAGUGACGCUAAAGACCGAGAACCAUCGCUGCCCGGAGUUCUGCUCUUUGUGCUUUAUGGUGUGCGUGAGUGUGUCAGGAGACACUCCAGGCACUGAUGCAUGAGCACCGGAAUGUAUGGCGUCAGCCGCUCAGAUUCUAACCAGCUGCCCGUGGGGAUCUGGGCACAGGCUCCCACAUCGCACCAGCUGGCUGGGAGCCGGCAGCAUACAUCCCAAAGCUGCUAUGUCAUCUCCCACCAGGCUGCCCCCGCACCCAGCUCCCUGCCCCCUUCUCCUUCCACAGCUCUGAAGCAACCCACAAAGAGGUCCUACCAACCAAUCACAGCCAGAGUAACCCAUGAUGUCACUAGUAGCCAAUCAGAGCUCCUCACCAGUAGACGCAGAUUUCUGUCCCUCUUCACGGAGGCCAUGAAAUUCCAAAGCAUCUGCAUCCUUCUCAGACAGGGACACAGAGAGAGGGGAGCAGAAGCUCCGUGGGGUUCACCGCAGAGCCGGGACAGAAGCCAGGACCCCCGACCUAGCUCAGCGUUCUUGCCACGGCCCAUGAGACUGCUGAGAGCCCAGUUAGGGGCUCCCCUUCCUGGGGUUGCUCCCGGCAUGAGGCUCAGGCCCUCCAGCCCCCUGCCAGCUCCCCUCGCUAGACCUCAGAGGUCAGGACCCAUGCGAGGCAGCUCCGGAUCCCAGUCCUGGUCUCAGCCUAGUGCUCCCCAGGAAGGAAUUAGAGGGACCCUGGCCAGGCUGUGUGGGCAGCGCCUCAUGAGCAGAGUAUACGGUGGGCCAAGACAAGGGCUCUUUUGUGGACGCGCUGGCUUAGGGAGUUAACUGACUGCUCAGCACGCCUGCUUCACAGGCAGGGCCAGCCCCCGAGUAUGGGCAGGGGCACCACCUCCUGGGUCCCAGACCUGUUGAUCUACCAGCCCGAUAGCCAGACCUUUUGGGAAAUGACCUGGCCAGCUGGAGCCCUACCUCCUGUUGCCUGGCCAUGACCGUCACCUACUCGAACCGAGUGGCGAACGCCCGCUUAGGCUCCUUCUCCCGCCUGCUGCUGUGCUGGCGAGGCAGCAUCUACAAGCUGCUCUACGGCGAGUUCCUCAUCUUCGUGCUCUGUUACUACAUCGUUCGGCUCAUUUACAGAGUGGUCCUCAAGGAGAACCAGCAGCUGUUCUUUGAGAAGCUGACUCUGUAUUGCGACAGCUACAUCCAACUCAUCCCCAUAUCCUUCGUACUGGGCUUCUACGUGACCCUGGUGGUGACCCGCUGGUGGAACCAGUACGAGAACCUGCCGUGGCCGGACCGUCUCAUGAGCCUGGUGUCCAGCUGCGUGGAGGGCAGGGACGAGCAGGGCCGGCUGCUGCGGCGCACGCUCAUCCGCUACGCCAACCUGGGCAUCUUGCUCAUCCUGCGCAGCGUCAGCCGCGCGGUCUACAAGCGCUUUCCCACCUCCCAACACCUGGUGCAAGCAGGUUUUAUGACCCCUGCGGAACACAAGCAUCUGGAGAAACUGACCUUACCACACAACAUGUUCUGGGUGCCCUGGGUGUGGUUUGCCAACCUGGCGUUUAAGAUCUGGGUGGAAGGUCGAAUCCGGGACCCUGUCCUGCUCCAGGGCCUGCUGAAUGAGAUGGGCACUUUGCGUACUCAGUGUGGACACCUCUAUGCCUACGACUGGAUCAGUAUCCCGCUGGUGUACACCCAGGUGGUGACCGUAGCCGUGUACAGCUUCUUCCUGGCUUGCCUGCUUGGACGGCAAUUCCUGAACCCAAUCAAGGGCUACCCCGGCCAUGAGCUGGACUUCAUUGUGCCUGUCUUCACGUUCCUGCAGUUCUUCUUUUAUGUCGGCUGGCUGAAGGCAGGAAGCGCAUCCUGGGAGCAUGGAGCGGGCAGAUCCGAGGGAGCGGCAGGACUGGAGGACGUCUACCUGAGGGUUUGCAGAGCCUCACGUAUCCCCCAGGUGGCAGAGCAGCUCAUCAACCCUUUUGGUGAGGAUGAUGAUGACUUUGAGGUCAACUGGAUAAUUGACAGGAACUUGCAGGUGUCCCUGCUGUCUGUGGACAACAUGCACCAGGACCUGCCUCCACUGGAGCAGGACAUAUACUGGAAUGACCCGGAACCACAGCCCCCCUACACGGUGGCUGCCUCCCAGACUCGGCGAGCCUCGUAUAUGGGCUCUGCUUUCGACAUCAGUCUGCAGGAGGAAGAGAUGAAAUUUCAGCCAAAUCUGGCGGAAAACAUGCACACUGGCAUCAUUGGCCGCUUCCUAGGGCAGCAGUCCCACAACCACCUUCCGCCCAGGACAGCCCCCGACACCACCAAACCGCUGUGGCCCAGGAAGGAGUCCUGUGUCUAUGAGGCCCAGCCCAAGAACACCAAACAGAACUCCAAACACUGGGAAGACAGCAAGUCCUGGAAGCCUCUGUUGGUGCAGGCCUUCAAGACGGUUCCAUUGUUCGCUGCAGACCCCAGCGCUCCUCAGACAGCUCCCAGCAGCACGCCCACGGUCUUCCCCCAAGAACAGUCCGAUCCCUCACAGCCCUACGGGGUCCCAGGCACGGAUGCUGAAUACCAAAGCCUAAAGUCCUUGAGUUCUGGGACCAAGAGCAGUUUGGAGUUGGCCUUGGUGAGCACGGCGAGUACGGAGGCCUCGACAGAGUACCCAGCAGGUCACGUGAGGAGGAAAACUGUGGAGUUUAACCUGGUCAACAUACAAGAUGUCCCCGAAGGCCAUCCAAGAGAACCCCAUGUGGAACGUUCAAGGGGCAACAUACAAUCUAUCCUCAAAGAUCAUGGGAAUCCUUAUUCUAGCUUGGAAAACAGGUGUGUCCUCCACCUAAAGCAGCCACUGCCUUCCCCUGGGCAUGGCCCUCCUCCCCAGCCCUCACCGCUUUCUCCUGUUCCAGCAUGCUGGGCCUAUGCCAGCACCAGCUUAGGGUAUAUACCUACCCGCCUACCUCAGCGGGAGGGAACCCUACUAGCCAAGUGGUAGGGAGCUGACAUCACCAGGAAAAAUUCCCUGGGAGUGAGGUGAAGGAAGACUGCACCAACACUGAUGCUGGAAGGGCUGGCCGACAGGUCUAGACGGGCAGGUGUGGCUGACACGAAACUCCAGUGCACAACUGGGGGUGCUCUGGGUUGUAGCCAAGGAUUUGACUUGCUGCAUGGGUUUAGAUGGCAAAGGCUGCAAAGCACUGCGGGUGGCCAGCACUGGCAACUGGCAGAUGGUAGGGGUGAGUGGAAGCAUCCAGUGCCCCUGAGCUAUCUUCUGUUUUGUGGGCUUCCCCAAAACUUCUCAGCAGGUUUCAGAUCCCCUGGAGACUUUCAUUCAACCCACAUUUGUGUGGGGAGGAAGUGUAACUUCCUGUUUCUUGACUGACAAGCAGUUGUUUGGUGGUCAGAACACAUAGCCGCUAUCAUGAUUGGAAAAACUUAAAAAGGGCACCAAUUUUAGGCUUGCUCCUAGGGCUAGACAGGAAAUUCUCUAAAUGACCUGGGGUGUCAGUCAGGGAAUGUUAAGAAUUCUAAGAUGUUUCAACCUUAGCUUAGCCCUCCUACCACGAAACUAGUACUGAAAUGAAGGGGGUGCCGACAGGCACGCUGUUAACUGUCUCAAAUUACCCACAGGGAUGAAGCACAUUCCUGACCUGUUUCCUAGGGGAGACUCUUCUCCCGCCUGGUCCUCACCCGCGUGUCCACUAGGAGGACACUGAUGAGUUACAGCCACACAGCAGUCCGUGCUGAAGACCACAUUCCUAUGAUGGCCUGGAUUACUAACGGUUAGCUGAACGGUUAACAAAAGGAAGCAGUCCUGGACUACUUCAGUCUUUCUGCCCUGCACACUGUGGAAGUGAGAAUGAAUCUUUGGAAACACACAAUUCAGAACAGAACCCGAAUCCCAAGUCUUUACUCUUACCUGAAUUGAUCAUACCUGUACCUUAGUAUCUUUCCCAAACUAAAGAGUUUAAUAUAAUAAAAACAAAUAUUCUCCUAGGUGUCUCAUUUUGAUUGGUGUUGACUGUUCCUGACAUUUAAUGGAUGUGGAAGACAGCCUAAAGAGACUACAGGCCCAUCCCGUGAUCUCCAAGACAGCUGGGUACCAAAUUUCUUUAUUUGAAGGAAUGGUACAAAUUAAAGUAUGCAGGUGGAUGUUUGGUACAAUGUCUAGAAAAGGUAAAGGCAGCCCCGACAUGCAGGCACUGCUGUGGUGCACAGCCAGGAAGCGAGCCUAAGGCUUAGCUCUCGUUAUCACUGUGUCCCAGGGUGUGCUUGUCAAAGAGAUACUCUGCCAUGCCAGAUUCGGGGGCUCCCAUCUUGCGCAAGUUGGUUACGUGGUCACCCAGUUCUUUGAUGGACUUCACCUGCUCAUUCAGGUAAUGCGUCUCAAUGAAGUCACACAACUGGAAAACAGGGCAGGGAAGAACGGUAACUGGUCAGCUUUCCAACCCUCAGGCAAGUAACUUCCUCCACGUGUUCCCUGGGUUGCCCAUACUCACGUGGGGGUCAUUUUUGUCCGUGGCCAGUUUGUGCAGUUCCAGCAGUGACUGAUUCACACUUUUUUCCAGGUGCAGUGCGCACUCCAUUGCAUUCAGUCCACUUUCCCAGUCGUCAUACUCUGGUUUCUGAAUGGGAGGAGACAGGUCAGUGCAUCUGCCAGUUAACCCAACUCAGGGCAGCAGGCACCUACCACAACCACCACGCUUUGGUCAAGGGGACAUCCAAGUUUCCCCUGACAACGGCUUCCAAUUUCCGGUCCUUGACCGUUACUGUUUUUCUACCUGAGUCUAGAUGGCAGGCCCAAGAAGACACAAAGGGCAUAAGCCCGCUGCGUCGCCGUUUGAUAAAUGAGGGCAGGUGCUACUGUCCAAGUGAUUUCUGACACUCGGACGCUGCUGGUCACAAAGCACCCCAAGAGCUGUUCACCUUGAUGUCCUGAAGGAAGAUCCGGCCCCCUCGCUGGUUCUGCAGCUUCAUCAGUUUCUCAGCGUGUUCCCUCUCCUCGUGAGACUGGUGGAGGAAGUAUUUGGCAAAGUUCUUCAAAGCCACAUCAUCACGGUCAAAGUAGUAAGACUGAAAGAAGAACAUGGACACAGUCCGUCAGGGAUUCCCCAGGGAAGGAAGCUGCCGAUGGCCACGGGCAGUACACCAUGGAAUUGCCUUGGGCACAGAGUGUCUUUUUUAAAGAUUUAUUUACUUGAAAGGCAGAGUUAGAGGGAGGGAGCGCUGAGAGAGAUCUUUCAUCUGCUGUUUCAGUUCCCAAAUGGCUGCAACGGCCGGGGCCGGAUCGGGCAGCAGCCAGGUGCCAGGAACUCCAUUAGGGUUUCCCAUGGGGGUGGCAAGGGCCCACUGCUUUCCCAGGCACAGUGGCGUGGAGCUGGACUGGAAGUCAAGCAGCUGGGCCUGGAGCCGGCGCUCAUACGGGAUGCCGCGUCGGCUGUGCCACAACACCGGCCCCAAGCAGUGUCUUAAGCAUCUGUAUUAACACAGUGCCAUGUUUGGGGCGGGUGGCAGAGUAUGUACCUGGCACUUCUGUCCCCUCUUCCCUUCCUCCCUGAUCAACCAUGCUACAACCUGCCAACUGUACAGCGGGCUGCCGAUUUAAAUAUUAACACCAAGAUGACAACUGUGGGCAAUAUAUUGGCAUACACAUAUUAUCAGCAGAAAGGAAAAAAAAAUCAGAUUUUUCAGCUUUGGACACUUGCUGUGUUUGAGUGAUGCUGAAAGGGAACGGGCAGUCACAGAAACCCAGGGUCCAUCCAUUUUCAGCUCUGCUUGGAACCUGCCUCUUCUUGGACAAUUCGCACAACCACAAGGCAACUCUAGACCCGACUGCCCCCCACCCCACGGAAACCCAGUCUCACUAAUGCAUGGGAGGAUUCCUUCCCCGGGAACCAACUUGAACCAAGUACUCUGGGGUUCUCUUCCAAAGAAAGGACAGAAGAUAAAGCACUCCAAGGCGCAGGGACUGCAGGAAGGGAGAUCUCUGGAGAUAUGGUUCAAUGCAAGUGGGACUUGGAGAUAAGCAGAGAGGUGGAGACGGUUGCUCAGAGAGGGGUCGGCCCCCAGAGAUAAGCCACUGUGCACCAGCCCCCAAGGCUGUCAUGAGACACCACUACCCAGAGGGCCCUGCGGCACCCAGGGGGAUCGCAGCUGGAUCCUGCUCCGGGACACGUGAUCGGGGGCAGGGGCCCACCUCCGUGACUGUACAGGCUGCAAAUCUUGCAACCCUGGAGUCUCAGGAUGCCGGGCUCUCUAUACAGAGGUGUCAGGGCCAAGGAGGAGUCCUCCGAGGCGACAGUGCAACGGGCCAACUGCCCGGACUCCUGCGCCAGCGGCAGUCCGGGGCGAGGCGAGCAGCCUCCAUUUUCCACACGGGCGCACGGAGGCGGCGGUGGGGAGCCCGCCCCCGGCCCCGCCCUGUCCCCGGGCCCCUGAGGCCCGCCCGCGCUCACCAUGGACAGGUAGACAUAGGAGGCGUAGAGCUCCAGGUUGAUCUGGCGGUUGAUGGCGGCCUCCGAGUCCUGGUGGUAGUUCUGGCGCACCUGCGAAGAAGACGCGGAC
Oryctolagus cuniculus (rabbit) is the source of this 8439-nucleotide messenger RNA. The record is from RefSeq and is a predicted model, not a curated record. Lineage: Eukaryota; Metazoa; Chordata; Mammalia; Lagomorpha; Leporidae.